AUGACGCCAAAAUUUAUUCCCCAGGCUUUUGGAAUGCCCUUGUCCCAAGUGAUUGCUAAUGACCGGGCCUACAAGCUCAAGCAGGACUCUCAGAGAGAAGAGCAAAAAGAUGUUUCAGAUUUUGUGGCCUUUCUUUUGCCAUUUGGAACUAAAAGGCAGAACAAAGAACUUUCAAGCAGUAACUCAUCUCUUAGCUCAACAUCCGAAACACCGAAUGAGUCCACUUCUCCUAACACACCCGAGCCAGCGCCACGAGCAAGGAGGCGUGGCGCGAUGUCUGUGGACUCUAUUACAGAUCUUGAUGACAAUCAGUCACGAUUGUUAGAGGCUCUCCAGCUCUCUCUGCCAGCAGAAGCCCAGAGCAAGAAAGAAAAGGCAAGAGAUAAGAAACUAAGCCUGAACCCUAUUUACAGGCAGGUUCCUCGGCUUGUAGAUAGUUGCUGCCAGCACUUGGAAAAGCAUGGUCUCCAGACAGUAGGAAUAUUCAGAGUUGGAAGCUCAAAAAAGAGAGUAAGACAGUUACGUGAAGAGUUUGACCGGGGCAUAGAUGUUGUAUUAGACGAAGAGCACAGCAUUCAUGAUGUUGCUGCUUUAUUAAAGGAAUUUCUGCGUGACAUGCCUGACCCGCUUCUCACCAGAGAACUUUAUACAGCUUUCAUCAACACUCUCUUAUUAGAGCCAGAUGAACAGCUAAGCACCUUACAGCUUCUCAUUUAUCUUCUACCUCCCUGUAACUGCGAUACCCUACACCGGCUGCUGCAGUUCCUCUCCACAGUGGCUGGCCAUGCAGAAGACACCACAGAUAAAGAUGGCCAAGAGAUUACUGGGAACAAAAUGACAUCGCUUAACCUGGCCACUAUCUUUGGCCCAAACUUGUUGCACAAGCAGAAAUCUACAGACAAAGAAUUCUCAGUCCAGAGCUCAGCUCGAGCCGAAGAGAGUACUGCUAUCAUAGCCGUCGUACAAAAGAUGAUUGAAAACUACGAAGCCCUUUUCAUGGUUUCCCCUGACCUACAGAAUGAAGUGCUUAUUAGCCUGUUAGAGACUGACCCAGAUGUUGUGGACUAUCUGUUGAGGAGGAAAGCUUCCCAGUCAUCGAGCCCUGAGAUGCUGCGGUCAGAAGGUUCCUACUCCACGGGAGGAAGACAUUCUUCCACAGACUCCAACAAAGCUUCAAGUGGAGAUGUCUCCCCUUACGACAACAACUCCCCGGUACUGUCUGAGCGCUCGUUGAUGGCAAUGCAAGAAGAAGUUGCCCGCAGCCCAGAUAAGCUGUACAGGGUACCUGAACAGUACACGCUGGUUGGACAUUUACAGCCUAAGACAAAGGAGAAUUCUUCUGCAUCACAGGCUGGAAAAGAUGUUUCUGAAGAUCAUUUUGAUAUCUGGGGCACCUGGCAUUCAACGCUGAAAAGCGGCUGCAAAGAUCCAGCAAUGACAGGUUCUUAUGGGAACAUUUACGAAAGCAGCUUGCUGCGACCUGGACAGUGCUCUCUUUCCCAGGGGAACCUCUCUAUGUCUUCUCCUCGGUGGCAAAGCAGCUCCUCCGAAUUGGACAACGGCAGACAGGUCAUGCGACGGAGCCAGACGACUGCUGCCAUUCCCGAGUGUCAGCUCCAUCCCGCAGCGCCUCGAGUGUGCAGUAACACACAAACAGAAGUCAGCAGUAGGAGUUCAGACCUGUCGCGCUCAAAGUCGGAGCGGCACUUGACUUUAAGCAGUGUGGAGGACCUCAGUGAGCAUGACUUGAACACAGGUUGUUCACAAAGCACAGCCAAGCCCUCCUACAGAAAAGAGAGGCCACCACCCCCAUACCCAGGCCCAGCAAAAACAAGCUCUGCGUUGUUGCAGCGAUCGAGCGUUUCUUCAACGUUGCACUCUUUGUGGAGACAUCAGCGCCAAGAAAAAAGUUCAGGGACCAGAGCAGCUGGAGGACCGCCAGCCAAAGGCCCUGACCAGGUCACCUCCAGGCAGGAGCGGCCGGCCCCGUGCACCCAAGCGGGUCACAUCUAUUCCACAGCACCUCACAGUCAGAACAGUAAAAAUGUUUCAGAGGUGGACUGGCAUGAUUGGCAAAGGGAGAGGUGCCAAAUUUGGGAGCUUUUAUCAGCUGACAACCCAGACGCCCUCCCGGAAACCCUUGUAUGA
This is a messenger RNA of Tauraco erythrolophus (red-crested turaco), 2148 nucleotides long. The record is from RefSeq and is a predicted model, not a curated record. Lineage: Eukaryota; Metazoa; Chordata; Aves; Musophagiformes; Musophagidae.